Messenger RNA from Zerene cesonia (dogface butterfly), 2070 nucleotides. RefSeq lists its product as uncharacterized. The record is from RefSeq and is a predicted model, not a curated record. Bases 185 to 1909 code for a protein of 574 amino acids. Gene Ontology annotation, biological process: neurogenesis. Gene Ontology annotation, cellular component: P-body; cytosol. Gene Ontology annotation, molecular function: protein binding. Lineage: Eukaryota; Metazoa; Arthropoda; Insecta; Lepidoptera; Pieridae. The transcript has 10 exons.
ACAUUGACUUAUCGUCAAAGGAAGUGGUAAAAAUAACAACAUUUCAUGUCUCAAGAAUUUGUUGUUAUCGUAGAGUUAUAUAGUAAUAUAUAGGGGUUGUUAUUCAUCGGGAUAAAUAUAUACGAUUUGUUUCGAACAUAAGCAUCAGUUUAAAAGGAAACGGAGUGAAUAAAAGCCGUGCACAAUGGGCGCACCAAGCGACUGGCAAUUAGAAUGUACAGAAUUGAAGCAAAGAGGAGCAUAUUUGCUUCAAACUGGUCAGUGGUCGGAUUGUACCUUCCUGGUGGGCAGUGAGCCCAACCAGGAAGUGAUUGCUGGCCACAAGCUUAUUUUAGCAAUGGCCUCGCCCGUAUUUGAAGCUAUGUUUUAUGGGGGCAUGCCAGAAAGGAAUGAUCCCAUACCCAUUUUAGAUGUUCAAAUUGAUGCGUUCAAGGAUCUAUUGGAAUACAUAUACACAGGAAACAUAAAUUUAUGUUCAUUCGAUAAAGCAUGUGAGCUAUGUUAUGGUGCAAAAAAGUACAUGCUGCCACAUUUGGUGAAGGAAUGCACACGGUACUUAUGGUCAGAUUUGUAUCCCAGAAAUGCAUGCAGGGCUUAUGAGUUUGCCCGACUGUUUGAUGAAAAUGUUCUUAUGGAAAAGUGUUUACAGAUAAUCAGUACCAACACAAAAGAGGUGUUAAACGACAGUAGUUUUGAAGAAGUCGAGCUGAAUACAGUAAUAACAGUGUUCUCUUUGGAUCAUCUUAAUAUCGAUUCCGAAAUGGAUCUCUUCAAUGCUGCUGUGAGGUAUUCAAAAGCGAUGGAACAGAAGAAAAAUUCAGAAAGAAGUGCAAGCCCAUCAAACGAAGGCCCGUCCAAUGAGAGAGUUGAGAGUCCUGGACCUUCCACAUCUAAAGAUACUUCUCAGGUCGUUAAUGUGGAGAGCAGUGCGGAAAACAGCCCAGCCGCAGCGGCGGAGGCUUGCCGCUCUUGUGACGCUGAUCAGACCACGCCUGCACCGGACAAUAAGAAACCUAAGACUCGACCACCAGACAACAAGCCGACCCUCAGGAGUGCGAUAAAAAAGAUCCGGUUCCUCACCCUUACCGCUCAGCAAUUCGCAGAGGGACCAGCUCGGUCCUCCUUGCUCACGGAGUCCGAAGCCUUCACCGUUCUGAUGAAUAUCCUCUCCAGCAACUCGGAUGUGCCCAUGCCCACUGGGUUCUCCACGUGCAGGACGCCAAGAAAGCAGCUUAUCGGAUGCGGACCUUCUUGUAACAUGACGACGUUCGUGGUGGACACGCCGAGCCCGGUGGCGGUGGAGCAGGUGUGGGGCGAGGGCAGCCGCGCGCCGCCCGCCAGCCUGCCGCCCUACCCGCGCCCCACCCGCCACGAGAACCUGUGGCCAGUGCUGGGCAUGGUGCUGGACCACACGGAGCGGCACGGCGGCGACCUGCACAAGAUCUACUGCCGCCGCGCCGUGCUGCAGCAGACCGACUGCCUCAACACCAGCGUGCUGGACUGCUCCGUCACCUUCAUGGUGGACAAGAACAUCUGCUUGCUGGGGGUGCAGGUGCCGACGCAGGCGCCGAGCGAGGAGAACGCGGGCACGGGCGGCAGCGCGGGCGGCUACUCGGAGCUGCUGUACGCGCACCUGCUGGACGCGGACGGCGCGCGGCUCACCUACACGCACUACACCAGCCGCGUGCCCUACCGCCACCUGCUCGACAUCCUCUUCAACCGCCCCGUCUACAUCCAGCGCAACAAGGUGUACAAAGUGGGGAUAGUGUUCAAUAAAGUGGGCUGGUACCCAAUGGGCACGUGCACGCAGCAAGUGGCGGCUGAGUCGGUUUUCUUCAACUUCGGUAUCGGGCAGAGCAUUGAUUCUGUCCGGGAUGGGCUCAUACGGUCCAUCAUAUUCACCUACUAGAAGGAUUGUGACUUCCAGAACAAAUAGAACAUAAAGAAAAAAAAGUCCACUUUUGGGUAAGGCUUACCCAAAAGUGGACUCUCGGAUAGGCGAGAUUGCUGAUAUGAACAAGUAAUAAAAUAACUGGUCAGCAGAAAAAUUUUAGAAAAUACAUAUGAAUU